GUGGCCCCAAGCGGAUGUAAACAACUGAAAAAUCGUUUUCGUUCUAAAAACACUGGGUUUUUCUUAGAGAAGAGGUUGUUGAUCGUCUCUGUGAGAUGCAUUGAACAUUUAGUGAGAAUUUCCGGACGUACUUGGAGAUGAAAAAGUUGAAAAUUGUAUUUUAGAAGGGAGAAACGAGUGAAAAUUGCUCAUAACCUCAAUUGAAAAGGUAAACACGAUGUCGAAAUCCACGAAGACUGGGCUGAAAAUAAUUUCUGGAGCUGUUCCCUGUGAUAGGAGUGAACUCGACCUGGGGAUCACCCUCAAGGGUGGGCAAAGCUUCAGAUGGAAAGAAAUCCCAGACAAAAAAUACCGCGGUGUCUUCGCCUCGUCCGUCUGGACGCUGCACCAGGACGCCUCCAAGAUCCUCUUCACCGUGCACAGCCGCACCCUGAAGACCCCCUCCGCCUGCCAAAAGCACCUGCAAAGCUACUUCCGCCUGGAGCUCUCCCUGAAGGAGCACCUGGCCCUCUGGUCCUCCUCGGACCCUCACUUCUCACAAUUCUCCUCCCAAGUAAAAGGCGUCAGGAUCCUCAACCAGAGCCCCACCGAGAACGUCUUCUCCUUCAUCUGCAGCGCCAACAACCACAUAACGAGAAUAACAAAGAUGAUCGAUCGAAUGUGCGAGAACUAUGGGGAAAAAAUUGGACAAGUUGAUGGGGAAAUUCACUUCGACUUCCCUGAGAUCGAGAAAUUAUCCCACGACGAUGUCUCGGAGGUCCUGGUGAAGGAGGGCUUCGGGUAUCGAGCCAAGUACAUCAACAACUCAGCGAAAAAAUUGUUGGAGCUGGGGGGGAACAGGUGGCUGGAGAGUCUUCACAAGAGUUCUGGGAUUUCUUAUGGGGAAGCCAGGGAGAAGCUGAUGGUUCUGCCUGGGGUGGGGCGCAAGGUCGCCGACUGCAUCUGCUUGAUGUCUCUGGGGCACCUGGAGGCCAUCCCCGUGGACACACACAUCUACCAGGUGGCCAAGGAGACGUAUCUCCCGGGGCUGAAGAAGUUUUCUGCUAGUUCAGGGGUUUAUGGAGAGGUCAAUGGGCUCUUCAGGGACAUCUGGGGACCCAUGGCUGGGUGGGCACAGGCUGUUGUUUUUUGUACGAGAAUUAAGGAGAAUAGGAAGGGAAGAGGCGGUGGGGAGGGAGAUGGGGGGGAGAAGAAGAGGAAGAGGUGAUUUUCGAGGGGUUGAAGAGGAAAUUAUUCCCUUAAAGCCCGGGUGUACUAUCUUUCGAACGUUAUCUCGAUGUUUUUUUUUUCAUUCUUUCGUCAUCUGAA
Molecule: messenger RNA, 1308 nt
Organism: Diachasma alloeum
Lineage: Eukaryota; Metazoa; Arthropoda; Insecta; Hymenoptera; Braconidae
Gene: Ogg1
Product: N-glycosylase/DNA lyase
Exons: 2
Coding region: 218-1207 (329 amino acids)
Biological process (GO): base-excision repair, AP site formation; nucleotide-excision repair; base-excision repair
Cellular component (GO): nucleus
Molecular function (GO): damaged DNA binding; 8-oxo-7,8-dihydroguanine DNA N-glycosylase activity
Source: RefSeq, a predicted model, not a curated record